This is a messenger RNA of Antrostomus carolinensis (chuck-will's-widow), 601 nucleotides long. RefSeq names its product calcium release-activated calcium channel protein 1. Gene Ontology annotation, biological process: store-operated calcium entry. The coding region runs from base 3 to 563 and encodes 186 amino acids. The transcript has a single exon. Gene Ontology annotation, molecular function: store-operated calcium channel activity. Lineage: Eukaryota; Metazoa; Chordata; Aves; Caprimulgiformes; Caprimulgidae. The record is from RefSeq and is a predicted model, not a curated record. Gene Ontology annotation, cellular component: membrane.
CUAUGGUAGAAGUUCAGCUAGAUGCAGAACAUGACUACCCUCAAGGUCUCUUGAUAGCCUUCAGUGCCUGUACUACCGUCCUCGUUGCAGUUCACCUUUUUGCACUCAUGAUAAGUACCUGCAUUCUUCCAAAUAUAGAGGCCGUUAGCAAUGUGCAUAAUCUCAACUCUGUAAAGGAAUCUCCUCAUGAGCGUAUGCAUCGGCACAUUGAGCUCGCGUGGGCAUUCUCUACUGUCAUUGGGACUUUGCUCUUUCUUGCAGAGGUGGUGCUGCUGUGUUGGGUGAAGUUUCUUCCUUUAAAGAAGAAAACUGACAAUCCUCUCCAGAGCAACAGUUCUACCAUCACAUCAGGACAGGCAGCAGCCAUUGCAUCAACGUCUAUUAUGGUUCCCUUUGGAUUGAUUUUCAUUGUGUUCGCAGUCCACUUCUACAGGUCACUGGUGAGCCAUAAAACAGACAGGCAAUUCCAGGAACUGAAUGAACUUGCUGAAUUUGCACGGCUCCAGGAUCAGCUGGAUCACAGAGGUGAUGCCAUCUCCUCAGCUGUCACCCAUUUUGCGUAAACCUGUACUUAAAAUAAACCCACUGUUCUGCUUUUGCC